Messenger RNA from Stylophora pistillata, 3767 nucleotides. Its product is annotated as histamine H2 receptor. Lineage: Eukaryota; Metazoa; Cnidaria; Anthozoa; Scleractinia; Pocilloporidae. Gene Ontology annotation, biological process: positive regulation of MAPK cascade; adenylate cyclase-activating adrenergic receptor signaling pathway. Gene Ontology annotation, cellular component: plasma membrane. Gene Ontology annotation, molecular function: G protein-coupled receptor activity. The record is from RefSeq and is a predicted model, not a curated record.
CUCAAACUGUUCGGCCUUUUUAUGUCAUAAUAUACUCAAGAGAUGAGGAUCAAUUUCCAAGAGUAAAUUAAGCUGCUUUCGAAACCUGUUAACAUCUGAUAUACCGGUUUAGGAACCUUCUAGGAAAAGUUGUGAUCCUUUUUGGUACAGAACCUGAUUAAAUUUCGAAGUUAAAGGUUCCGUGACACUCUGUCAUAAAGCUCAUUGUCGACUUGGAUGAAAUCUCUAAUUCUGCUUUUAUCCUGAAAGCGAGCUCCAACCAAUUUGUUUAUUCAGCUAAAUGCGAAUGAAUAUUGCAUAAUGUCCGGUGUUCAUUUGAGAGAGUUGCUAGGGUCGUAACACCUGUAACUUGCCUUAGGACUUCAAUACCUGAGUUUGGACGUCAUUCAUCGUCAAUUAGAGCACAGUGUCUCUGCACCUUAUGCCGAGCAGGUAUUAAAGUAAAGAUAAAAAGAUAAAAUUUACUGCGCUAAAUGGUUUUUAUUUUGGGUUCCCACUGUUAUCUGAGGCUGCUCCUACCACGCAUUGACAACUUAGGUCGAAUUGAAUUGAUCAAACGCCUCAAAUGGGCGCUCUGUGGUAUGAAAGUCCAAAGAUUAGUCAAGAUGUGGGAGGCAUUAAAAUUGAGAAGUACUCCUUGACAAACAAACAAACACUGCUGGAGUGUCUGUUACCACUGGGGCACCAAAGAUUCUUGGGAAUGCUUGAUUAUGAGCUUCUAUAAACAAAAACUAUUUUGAAUUAAAAUUGCAUUUCGAAACCGUAUUCACUCGAUGCGGCUCUCUCGGCCACAAUCAGUGAGGGAAGUUUUAGUGCAGAGAAAUCGCGCUUGUAACGUCUUGGAACGAAGAAAAGGUUAGAUUCACGAGGCAAACAUAUCGUUUCCACUAUCAAUUAUCAUUUCACACAGUGGUGACCUUCCGUCGUGAAGGUACAGCGAUAGCGGUUCCGUUUUGUACAUACUAAAAAAGGGAAGAUAUUUUGAAAUCGAAAAUUUCUGAAGGGCGGACGCCGUGAACUUGAUCGGUUUCCUGCAAUGACAAUGUGCUCUUGACGAGGGGCUGAAACUGUUCACAAGAUGAAUAAUUCGACCACGACGAACGUUUCUGACACCGAAACUGGAUCAAAAAUACCCCUUGGUUACCACAUUGUGGCCUAUAUGGUGCUUGUACUGGGAUUCUCUGCCAAUUCCUUCAUUUGUUUCUCCUUCGCCUAUUUCAGACGAGUACGAUCUUUGAAUAACUAUUUUGUCGUGAACCUGGCUGUUAUUGACAUUUUAUUCCUAGUUCUCCUCUGUUUCCAGUUAGCGGCGCCGGCGCUGAAAAAAAAAAUGUUACUUAAAGAUUUUUCUUACUUAGUGGAGGCUUUGAUCAUCAUAGAAACAUUCUGCUACUCGGCAUGCGUGGCCGCGGUGACGAUCAUAAGCUAUGAUCGGUACUAUGCCGUCACUAAACCUCUCCACUACACCACCAGCAUUACCCACACUAAAGCUAUAAUUUUUAUUGGUAGUAAUUGGACCUAUGCAACAGUGAUGGCAUUACUACAAUUCCUUAUUUAUCUUCCCAAUGAGAAUUAUUUUAAAUAUGGUUACCUUUCUUUAAUGGGACUUACCAAUGCAUUGAUUCCUCUGAUUGUCGUACUAUAUUGCUAUGUGAAGAUCUUCAUUAUCGCUUCACGACACUUACGACAUAAUCCGCACCGUGGACGAGACCGGAACGGCGAGGCAAGUGUGUUCUCAAAGAACCUGAGGAUAGCAUUUCAUAUCCUUGUUUUGGUAGCCCCUAUUCUACUUUUCUGGAGCGCUUUCUGCGCUGUAACUAUAACAGAGUUUCACUGCUCAGAUUGUAUCCGCGAUUUUAGUACUCUGGGUAUAAUAAUGAGUAUGGGUCCAAAUGUGACAGCUUCAGUCGAUCCGAUUAUUUAUAUUUUCCUGACCAAAGAUUUCCGAGAGAUCAUUUGUGGCUGGUUUAGACUCCACAGUCCUUUCCCCGUAAGCGAGACUUUUCACCUUUCAACGACAAAGUCAACAAACCAUCAGGUUUUGCCGGCGUCAGAAAGACUGGUCAGCGAAAGCGGCGAUUCUUUAGCGGGUUCUUAUCGUCAUUAUUAAACAUUUUUGCUACCCUUGUGGUUUGGCAAGGUUUGAUAGAAAGCGCGGGAAGGCUUUGAUCAGCGUGACGUGAAACGAAAAUGCUGAGACAAAUAAGGAAGCGAGAGUUUGAAUAUUAGAAAACGAAAUAUCAUGUAACUUUGACCUCGUAAAUAACAGAAGAACAACAUGCAAAGGAAUAUUGAAAAAUUUACAAAACAGACUAAAGAACUCGACGGAUUUGGCUUCUACAUCUACAUAACAAAAUUGAAACUAAAGCGGACCAGAUAACGAAAAUCUACUGAUAAUUCCAGUUUGCUGAAUUUUUUUCUUAUUUAUUAGAUGAUGUCAUAUCUGAUAAAAAUAUAUACAUAUAGACGGCCCUAAAUUAAAAAAAGAAAAGAAAGGAAUCUAAAACGGCCAUUAAAAGAAAAAAGCGGUCUAGUUUUGAAGAUAUCGCGAGCAGUUGUUGCUAAGGACUUUGUCCUUGACAGUUUAGAAUUAGCGGACAGACGACAGUUAGAACAUUCUUUUUAAACCGUCCAGCAGUUUAAGUUUAAUGAUCGUUUCCACAGAAAAAUUUAUUAGUAUGCUUGCAAUUUCCAAAGCACUUACAGAGGAAAAUCAUUUUAAACAGACUACCGGCAGCUCUGAUGAACGUCCUCCAUCUUGAAUGAGGCUUUGUCCAAAUGUUUUUGGAUCUGUUUGACAUAACAGCUAUUAUAAAUUACGAAGGAUUGAUCGACGUGUUAGGUGAAAAAUUUCCUAGACAAACACACAAAAAGAUCAUAUUUUAAUGUAUAAAAUGCAAAUAUCUACCAAAAGAGACACUGUUGUUUUUCUUUUUCUCUUUCAAUUUCAAUCGCGCGAUGGGAACAAAAUUGUUUUGGUAUUGUAUGUACAUACACUGAUAUCCGUGGAACCCAAUGAUAUUAAAAUCUUGAUUACUAGAGACUGAAAAUGCGGCCUUCAUUGGACUGACUCUGAUGGCAGGUGUAUGUAAUGUCGCUCUUCUUCUCUUCACCAAUUUGCAAUUAAUUUCUACUUGGCAGGGACACACGUCAGGAACUGGAGAAGCUUGGAAAAAGCUUUACACGUAGUUUUAGAUGAUCAUUGUAUUUAUUUACUGAAGGUACACAAGUACUCCCUUUUGAGUAAAUCCUUCUAGUUGAAAGAAAAAUUUUGGGAACUCUUACAAAGAAAAGCUAAGUUCCGAGAAGUCUAAAAGUAGAUUUGAAGCAAUUUGGAUGAUAAAUGAAUGAUUUAUGUCUUCAGUUCAUUAAAAGAAAACGUACGGCGCAACAGUCCUUCUAUAAACGACCAACGGAAGAGGAAAUCAAAGAGAGAAUUAACAACUACAGAGUUGCAUGCAAGUUUGACUGCACCAAUAUUUUAACUGUUUUAUUUCAAACAACGAGAAAAUAGUUUAAAGCUGAUUUGGAUCAAUAUCGUAAAACUCACCUCGUUAGAAAGUGGAGAAUUUUAAAUCCGAAUUAAAGAAAUAACAUUCAUAAUUCAUAGUAUAAAGAAUUAAAUCGACUUAAAAGGUUUUAAAAUCAAAUCAAUUUUUAAAACUCCGUAAUGUUUAGGAUGAUGAAACCGUAUAUUGACAGAAGUUUGCAAAGAUUAGUCCUUUCUAUUAUGUAUAAUGUUAUGUCUGUAAAGCAAUAAAGACAAA